This is a messenger RNA of Styela clava, 1532 nucleotides long. The record is from RefSeq and is a predicted model, not a curated record. Lineage: Eukaryota; Metazoa; Chordata; Ascidiacea; Stolidobranchia; Styelidae.
AUUCUAUGCUACAGGUAUUGUUAUAUAUUUUUCUAUGUCGUAAAAUAAGAUUUCGCAGAAAUGGGAGCAGGGUUAUGCGGUGGAAAAAAGGAAGUAAAGAUGGUGCUUAUUGGACUUGAUUUAGCCGGAAAAACAUCGGUUUUAAACCGACUGAGGUUUGGAGAAGCCGGCAGCACCACUCCCACCAUUGGAUUUAAUUACGAGACGUUUGCAUACAAAAACACAACGUUUGAUAUUUGGGAUACUGGCGGUCAAGACAAACUACGAGAUUUAUGGAGACAUUAUUAUGAAGAAGUGGACGGUGUACUUUUUGUCGUAGAUUCAACUGAUGAAGGUAGACUUAACGAAGCUAGAGAUGAGCUACAAAAAGCAAUGCGUGAUAUCCACCUUAAAGACGCGUUUUUAUGCGUUUUAGCAAACAAAAGAGAUUUGGAAAAUUGUAUGCCUUCGGACCAAAUUUCCUCGGGUUUGCAAUUGUCGAAUUUCAAGGACAGAGAGUGGAAAACAUUUGAAGUCAGCGCUCUGAAGGGUGUGGGACUUUACGAUGCUUUGGAUUGGGUAUCAAGCGUCAAAAAAUGACAUUACUUUUUUAGUUAUUUAUUACAUGACUUAUAUUUCAACGUAAACAUUUUCAGUUAGAUCAUUUUACACACCACGGCAGGUUUUAGUAUAUUGUACUGAAUGAUGACUAGCCAGGCUGGUCUUUUCGGAUGUAAGUCAGUCACUAAGUUUGUACUUAAAACGCUGUCACGAACAUGUGUCUGUAGUAACUUUAUAUUGAUCCAAUAUUUAGAAAUUUAACUCGUGUAUUCGUGUUUUAAACAUAACGUAAAAUACAUUUCCAAAUUUCACUCAUGUCAUUUUCUGAUGGCCAGGCGUCGGCGAAGCUUCUUGAUGAACAUUUUAAUUGGGCAGUCAAAUCGGUACAAGCUAUUUCAAAUGUGCGGUCGAGCGUAAAAUGAGGCGAGAUCCCGGAUUUGUAACGUAUACAAAACAAGGGCAUUCCGGUCAUUCACAGUUAAGGAGAUUUCAAGGUUGGGCCACUGUUAUGGCCACGCUGAUUAAAUUAUCUUAUGCUUUGAUAAAAAGCAGUGUAUUUACUGGAACAAAGCAGGGAAUGGUUUUAGCUACCUUCAUUAUGGAAUGGGAUAUUAAAAAAUAAUUUCUGUCGCUGAAAAUAAAUUGACCACGUUCCAAGCUUGCCCAAUGAUGAGUUGUUCACAACUGGUUGCUAAAUAGAUAGUCAAUAUUUUUAGGAUUUUAUUUUGAAAUCGGAGUUUUAUAGAUUCAAUGGUGCAUCUGUCGGAAGAACUUGAAAGCGAAUUCAAUUUUUUCUUUGUCAGAUCAAUCUUUACCAGCGACCAGGUCUGUGACUCCUUGAUGUAUUUUCCCAGCAAUGACUGCGGUUUAUUAUAAUCUAUUAAAAAAUCUCGCGUCACCGAUGAAGCAAUAUCACACCAGGCUAUUUUAAUUUCAAGAUGGUUUUAUUUCCUUGUUUCGUAUUUGGAUAACCAAUAAAGGUUCAAUAUGAA